AUGUCUCUCAACCUAGGUGCGACGAGAUCUUCAAAGUUGGCAAGUGCUGCCAGAAAAGGGAAGUAUGCGCCCCCGGCGGAUCUCCGGUUUCUCAAAAAGCCCUUCGUUGGAAACACGGCUGAGAAGACGGCUGUCCGAUCUGAGAUUCUUUCCUUCUUGCAAGGUCUAUAUGAGUCUGUAGCCGAGACCUUGCCAGAUAUCAGGGAUGACACUGAACCGGAUGAUGCCAGUGUGCAGGUUUUCCUGCACGCAGAGAGCGCAGAGCAGCCGAAUCAUGAGCUGGAAUCCCAGGUGAAGCCUCUGAGCAAGCAGAGCAAGCCUAGAAAGAAAAAGAAAUCGGUGGUCAUUCAACGCUCACACCAGGAGAUCAGGUACCUUCCCCCAGGCACGCUGAAGGAAUAUUGGCAUCAGCUGAACAUGAUGCGAGAGCCGCCUCUGAAGAAGAUUGCCUUCAGCUACUUUUGGAGAGUUUGGUAUGAGGAGUUCUCGCACAUGAAGUUCCGCCGCCAAUCCAAUCAUUCGGUGUGCAAUGUGUGUCUGAGACACAAGAUGCUUUUGCAGGAACUAUCUGGCCAUCUGAAUGCGAGAAAGGGCCAAUUGGAGAAGUACACGGACCACUUGAAGAGCCAAUACGAAGAUCGCUUGGCAUAUUGGGCUCUGAGAGGAGAGAGCCGUCUUCGCGGGAAGCAGCAAGUGACAUUGAUAAUCGAUUCAAUGGACCAGGCGAAAUUCUCCCUGCCUCGCGGCUCAUUCAUGAAGAGCAAAGACCUGUCAACAAUGAAUCGCCCACGAUGUCAUUUGACAGCUAUACUCAUUCAUGGCUAUGCGACGCUGGUAUAUCUGAGUGACCACGACCAGCCGAAGAACUCCUCCACUAUGAUAGAGCUCACUUCGCACGCCUUGACCAUUCUGGAGAAGGAAUGCAGACUUGAUUUGGCGAAGGUCCGCCUGAAUAUUCAGGCGGACAACACAGUCCGAGAGAUGAAAAACAACCCAUAUCUCAAGUGGAUGUCCAGUUUGGUGUCCUCAGGAAGAUUGAUGGAAUGCUCGCUCCGUAACCUACGGAGCGGGCAUAGCCACGAGGACGUCGAUCAGUUCUUCGGCUCCCUCGCGACUUACAUGGUCAAGCAUGCUCGCCAUUGCGAGACUGCCGGGGACGUGCUGCAGGUUGUCCAGGCGUUUUUGGAUCAGGUGCCACGACCGUAUGAGCCAUUGAGGCGAGCCUUCAAGGUAGAUGCUGUUCGGGAUUGGUGUCUCGCCCAACGUCAUGCUAUUAUGUUGCCUUCGUGCCUUGUGUCUUCUGUGCUGUUCUGA
This is a messenger RNA of Symbiodinium pilosum, 1314 nucleotides long. NCBI's taxonomy places the organism in Eukaryota, Dinophyceae, Suessiales, Symbiodiniaceae. The record is from the annotation of a GenBank genome assembly.